AAACUUGAUCAGUAGUGUAGUUUUCUUUUAGCUGGAGGCUGGAGAGUGGCGUUGUUGAUCAGCCUCCAUAGUUAGCUAUCCUACCCUCAACCAUACGCCAUUAAUUUCUACAUCCGAAAUCGCCCAAACCAACUCCUACUUUACACUACACUACACGCCCAAUCAAAUUCAAUAUUCAACAUCAUCAUCGUUAUUAAAGAGAGCCUUAGCCUGCACCCAUUUUCGGAUCUCACUCUCAAUCUCAUUUCUUUUCUUUCUUCUCAUUCUUCGUGCUCUGCAAUUUGAAUGGAAGUUGCGUGAUUUUGCUCACGGCUUAAAGGGUUUGUUUCUUGCUUGAUUUGCUGAAGCGGGUCUCUCUCACUUGCUCUGAAAAUAUGAAGGUGACCGUAGUUUCACGGAGUGGUCGAGAAGUUGUUAAGGGUGGCCUUGAGCUCAGUGAUUCUGCCACUGUGACUGAUCUGCAGGAGGCGAUCCAUAAGCGAACCAAAAAGUUCUAUCCUGCAAGGCAGCGGCUUACUCUCCCCGUCCAACCAGGAUCAAAAGAGAGGCCAGUUGUCCUUAACUACAAGAAGAGUCUCAAAGAUUAUAUCAGUGAAAACUCAGACAACUUAACUGUGGUGUUCAAGGACCUAGGCCCACAAGUGUCCUACAAAACACUCUUCUUCUUUGAGUAUUUGGGGCCUUUGGUCCUUUAUCCCAUCUUUUACUACUUCAAUGUUUACCAGUACUUGGGCUUCAAAGGAGAUCGUGUCAUCCGCCCAGUCCAAACAUAUGCUCUAUACUACUGGUGCUUCCACUACUUUAAACGUAUUAUGGAGACAUUUUUUGUACAUCGCUUCAGUCAUGCAACCUCACCACUCUUGAAUGUAUUCCGGAAUUGUGCUUAUUAUUGGAGCUUUGGCUCCUACAUAGCUUACUAUGUGAAUCACCCACUUUACACCCCUGUUAGUGACCUCCAAAUGAAGAUUGGGUUUGCUGUGGGGAUAAUAUUUCAGAUCUCAAACUUCUAUUGCCAUAUCCUGCUGAGGAACCUGCGAAGGCCUGAUGGAAAUGGAGGAUAUCAAAUUCCACGUGGUUUUCUGUUUAAUUUUGUGACAUGUGCAAAUUACACUACAGAGAUCUAUCAGUGGUUGGGCUUCAAUAUUGCAACGCAGACAGUUGCUGGUUAUGUCUUCCUUGUAGUUGCUGCAUCUAUCAUGACAAAUUGGGCCCUUGCAAAGCACCGCCGUUUGAAGAAGAUAUUUGAUGGGAAAGACGGGAGACCGAAGUAUCCGCGUCGAUGGGUGAUACUACCUCCAUUCCUGUAGAAUUGAUUAGCGACUAGGCUGUCCUGCCUUUGCUGGUCUUUUGGGUAUUCAAUUGUUGGAUACCAUCCAUGCUGGAUGGGUGAUGAACUUGAAGAAGUUGAAAUCGCAUGUUCACUCAAUUGAUGGAUCUUAACAUUCUGCUUAGAUGUUGUAAUUCAUUUGAACUAGUUAGGGAUUUGCUUGUGGAUCUAUACAAGAUAGGUCACCUUGUUCUUUCCAGUUGAACUGUUUUGUCAUUUGUACUUCUUGACCAUCUAUGAUAUUUCUCUUUCUUAUAAUUUUAGAAUUCAAA
Molecule: messenger RNA, 1599 nt
Organism: Prunus dulcis (almond)
Lineage: Eukaryota; Viridiplantae; Streptophyta; Magnoliopsida; Rosales; Rosaceae
Product: very-long-chain enoyl-CoA reductase
Exons: 4
Coding region: 375-1307 (310 amino acids)
Biological process (GO): very long-chain fatty acid biosynthetic process
Molecular function (GO): oxidoreductase activity, acting on the CH-CH group of donors
Source: RefSeq, a predicted model, not a curated record